AGCACCUCCGACAUUCAUUAUCCACCUCACUCGCCCACACGUGCCGCGUUCCGGACGUUGACAACUCAAAUCGAGCGCCCAGAGCGUAUCAACGUCCAACACAGAUGUCCGGAGCGCCAGGCGCAACGGUCCACGUGUCCUCGCGGUCGACGCCAGGACGACGACGGCGUCGAUGUCUUGAAGGCCAGGACGCUCUUCAGGAAUGGAAGCCGAGAGAAAAUCUUUCUCAGUGUCGCUUUCAUGCAUUGGGUUGACUGACUGGCACGAGAAUCUGCGAGAGCCCACUUCUGACACUUCAAUUUGAUCGUCGAGGUCGAUUUCCUGGGCGGCGCUGCCCGUCUGAAGUCUACGGCUACUUGCUUCAGUCCACGAGUGUAGUUGCUGUUGCUAAUUCGGUUUACCGUUGAUCUAGAUGAAGGAAAGCCCAGGUUCUGGAAGGAGAAAGCUGUCUCAGGCAACAGAGACAGAUAGUGGAGGCAAGGACGCUCUGUCACCAAAAUCUUUGGAAAAAGAUGUGACAAAAGUGGAAGCUGGAGUGAGCGAUGAGGAACCGAUAGAAGUGAAGUGUAUCGGAGAAGUUAUCAAGCGUUCCAACAAAGGAAAGGCUGAACGCAAGCAUUAUGGAGCUUUUGAGGUCGAGAAUACUCGUUAUGCCCUGGAGGAGUCAGUUCUUGUCGCUCCAGCUGAGUCGGGACAAAAGCCAUAUGUUGCCAUCAUCAAGGAGAUCAAGCAGGCGAAAGACGGAACUGUUGCUGUGACAGGUCAGUGGUUCUAUCGACCAGAGGAGGCGGAAAAAAAAGGUGGAGGCUCAUGGACCUCAUCUGACUCCCGUGAGCUUUUCUACAGCUUCCACAGAGAUGAAGUUCCAGCAGAAUCAGUCAUGCAUAAGUGUGUUGUUCAUUUUAUCCCUCCCCAAAAAAAACCUCCAAUCCGGACGAAGCACCCUGGGUUCAUUGUGCAGCAGGUGUAUGAUACAGUGGAAAAGAAGUUAUGGAAGUUGACAGACAAAGAUUACGAAGAUUCUAAACAAAGAGAAAUUGAUCUUCUUGUCCAAAAAACAAGAGAUGCUCUGGGAGAACUUCCGAACAUUGACGGUGAAGAGGCUGCGCAAAUUAUUGACCAAGAAGAAGCAGAGAAGACUAGACGUCACAGUCGUCGGAGGAUGGUCCCUCAUCUGAGUAUCAACAAAGACGACUCAGGAGAAAUUGUAGCGAAAAGUUCACCUGUUGAAAUAACAACCAAGGCUGAUGCUCCUCCAAGUGCAAAAAUUGAUACUCCGUCUAGCUGUAAAACUCCAAAUGCAGGAUUUCCUUCGGAUAUAGCUGAACUACUUCAUGCUAACAAUGUACUAACCGGACAGACAGCGCGAGACCGGUGGCUCGAAAAGAUUACAAGUACCUUGAAGAGCGUGUUUGACGCUUCUGAGCAAUCAGAUACGCCGAUGAAGGUCCCUGAAACAGAUAAUAGCACCCCCAAAGUAGAUACUCCUCUAGACACAAAUGACGUGAAAACCUCAGAACCGACCAACGGCGAGGGAGAGCAGAAGUUGAAAAAGGAUAUGGUUGACGGCGUCAUUGUUUGGCCAGAAUCGGCCAUCUCUGCAGCGAGUGCUUUGGAAAAAUUUGCUCAUGAGUUUCAUGAUACAGAUCACCACAAGUACAACUUGAAAAUGCGCCAGCUAGAUUUCAAUCUUAAGAGGAGUCCAUGCUUGGUACGGAGAGUGCUGAAUAAAGAACUAGAGCCGGGUAUAGUAUUUCACAUGACUCCUGUCGAGUUGAAGGAUGGACUUACCGCAGCAGAGAAAAAAGCCAGAGAGCCCGCUGAGCUGCAAACACUGCAGAUGACGGAUGCACGCUGUGGUAUUUGCGGGGAGCGCGAAGUAGGUGUCAAGGACAUCAUACAAGUUGGAUACGGUGAUAGAUAUCAGCUGGAAUGUCUCAAGUGCGGACACUCAUGGUAUGCAUCGAGAGAUUCUGUGUCUUCAUUGACAACAGGACCUGCUGAUAUUGUAAACGCUAGUCCUACAGUUGGCCUAGCACCCUGGGCAACCUUGAAGUUUGAGGAGGUGGAGAAAGAGUUGAUCAGUCCUAAGGGAGAGGCAGAGAAACCUCCAGGAGCACAAGAAGCCCUGUCCACGCUUGAUUCAAAGAAAGAGGGAGACGAGACACGGGCCCCCGUAUCACAUUACCAGGACGUGGAGAACAGCCUAACAGAACACAUAAAUUUACCAGCACACAUGCCAUCUAACGAUCAUAGCAAAGUGGAGGAUCAAGUAGAGAAGAAAGCAGCAUCUGAGACAGAGAUCAACCCUACAAAAGAGAAGGUGGACGUGCCAGCAGCGGCCCACACCAUGGACGUUGUCAAGUCCAAGGAAGAACAAAAAGCUGAGAUUGAUAGUAGUGUUGAACGGACGCCAACUUCAAUCACCGCUGACAAAGUUGCAAGCGAAGCAGCAAAAGCUGAUGUAUUUGCCAAGUGAUCACGAGCAUUAACAGUGGUUACUGGUAUAUCCGAAGCUGCCGCCACUUUUGGAACAAAGCACUCUUGAUACUGUAAAGGUGAAGUAAGGGUGGAAAGAUGUCCGUGUGUGACACUAGACUUUUGACAUGAUACGAGAAAAUUAUUUUUCUCUCCUGACAUUUAGCAUGCAGGACCUUCCACUUGGUUUGGACUCUGCUCAGUUGUAUCAAUUUGUACAGCUUAUUGUUUAUAAGGGUCUUGAAAAAGGACUUCACGCAGCACGUACAUCUCGUUCGAAGUCACUUCGGUCUGCCUCAACGCAAGCUCGUUGACACGGCUUACUAAGGAUUGUAUUCAGGUAUGCUCGUUCCAGGUCCAGCUGUAUUUUAUCCACAAUUCGCACUCCUAUGCCUCAGCAUGAACAUACUUGUCAAGAAACGUGAGGGGACUACAGCCUGGGAGGAUGGGCAGAUAUGUAAAAUGAGAAGUUCUCGAUUGAAUUUAAAGUGGAAGGCCAAAUGCAGUGAUUAAGUUCUGCCAGCGAAACGUAGCGUGAGGAGACGAUUUUCGCCUAUAUCCGUCUUUUGUUAGUCUUUAAAGGAAGAACAAUAAUGACGUAGUGCGAUCAUUAUUUUGUCAGCAUCUACGCUAAUGGUGAGAACUGUCUAAGCGUAUGCGAUUAUAACAACGAAGAUGUCAAGGCAACGAGAGUACACAUUUUAUGUUUGUUGUUUUUAUGGUGAUUAUUAUGUGUGCAGAUUAUUGUCGAU
Molecule: messenger RNA, 3230 nt
Organism: Marchantia polymorpha subsp. ruderalis
Lineage: Eukaryota; Viridiplantae; Streptophyta; Marchantiopsida; Marchantiales; Marchantiaceae
Source: the annotation of a GenBank genome assembly